AUGCAGCACCCCACAGACCAAGAGAGGGUCACCAUGCCUACCGGCAACUUGGGCGUCACCCCCAGUGGGCCCCUGGCCCCACGACCCACUCUCCCUCAGAGGGAAGAGGUGGGGUCGGUAGAGCAAUUAAAUUCAGAGGAGUUUCACUCCCUGCUUGACGCGACCAUGGCAAAAUCGGUCACGCAAGCCAUAUUCACAGCAAUGGGGACGAUAUCAGAUAACUUGACUCAGUCCAUUAGCCACGCCAUCAUGGUGUCUGGCCAGGGCUCCGGUGACCAAAACCCCAAGGCCCCAAAUGCUGAGCCUGCCCCCCUUAGCGGUCGCAAGGCUCCUGCAAAGACCCAUCACAUGGGCACAUACACCUCCAAAACUGUUGUGACGGACAGGUUGCGCCCUGUCACUGAUGAGGACGUGGGGCCCCCACGUAAGAGAGCCUCCCACCGGGCAAAAGCAGUGCGGUCGUGGAAAUGGGUGAAAGCCAAUAAAGAUAUUUCCGAUUCUGACUCGGACCAAAAGGAGGUAUGGAGUGAGUCCGAAGAUAUGGGCUUGCAAAAUUCUGAGGACUCUUCUCCGGAACGAGACCGUUCAGACAAGCCGCCCACUAAGGGUCGCGACAAGACGGAUGA
Messenger RNA from Pelobates cultripes (western spadefoot toad), 626 nucleotides. NCBI's taxonomy places the organism in Eukaryota, Metazoa, Chordata, Amphibia, Anura, Pelobatidae. The record is from the annotation of a GenBank genome assembly.